Messenger RNA from Guillardia theta CCMP2712, 831 nucleotides. RefSeq lists its product as hypothetical. The record is from RefSeq and is a predicted model, not a curated record. The coding region runs from base 1 to 831 and encodes 276 amino acids. The transcript is spliced from 7 exons. Lineage: Eukaryota; Cryptophyceae; Pyrenomonadales; Geminigeraceae.
AUGGCGGCUGUGACGGCUGUGGUGAAGCAGCAGCAGGACGUGAAGGAGGGGGGAGAGGAAGAGAGACUUUGGCUUCUUCUGGGCCUAGGUACUGAAGGUGAAUGGGAAGACAUACAGAACCGACAGUCUGAGGACGAAACAAUCGACGAAAGCAGGACGAAGGCGGAGCAGCUGAAUGCGGAUCCCCUCCUGGACCUUGCAUCGAAGCAUGCAAGCUUAGGAAACAAGCUGGAAGGAGGAAUGUUCUCACACAAUGUAGAUUCUCUGCAGAGGUGCCUGCAGAGCAUCAGCGCACAUGCGAUCGGCGGUGAAAUAUCCUUGUUCCUCUACCUUCCUGCUUCGACCCGAUUAAUUGUCAUGCUCUCAGAUGGAUUUGUGCACGACCGUGUCUCAGACUUCGAAGGAGAGCUGGCAGAGAAAGAGAACAUCAUGAGCGAGAGACUGAACAAUGUACAACAAAAUGACAACUGCCAAAGGGCAAAGCAGGGAAGCGACAGCGAGACAGCAUGUGAGGAGGACAUCCAGAAAUUGACGACAGUCAUGGAAGAGUUGCGACACUCGGUUAACAACUUCAACGACAUCUACAACUCCCAGGUCAAGAGUUUGCUGCAGAGGUUGCAGCGACCAACCGUCCGGCAAGAACUUGGUGAUGCCGUAUCCCGAACCGCAUGCUUGAGCAGCAAGAGUCGUCAGUUCAUCCAAGAUCUGAAGGAGCUUCGAAACCUUCUCCAGGUGAUGCGGAGUUUGCGGAUCUCAACAGAAGUAUGGAGAUUGUGCAACGUCUGCUUCAAAAACUUCAAGGAUGAAUUUCGCACGGGGCACUCGAAGUAG